GAUUUGUUCUUCAUUUUAAGAGCUUCGUUUUACCUUUUUUGCGAAAGCUAUCAUAAUUUUUUUUUUUUUUCUCUUGUUCUUUGAGAGUCUUUAUUUUUGGAUUUCGGAAUUGUUUUUCUGUUUUUUUGGUUUCGGAUUUCAUUCGGUUCGCGUGUGAAUUUUUUGGUGGAUUUUUGUUUGAAUUUUCCGUUUCAUUCUUCUUCCCGAAUAUGGAGGUUUCGGUGAUUGGAAAAUGUCAGGCGAAGAUCGCAGGAGCCGAUUUUGUUGACAGGGAGGUAGGGUUUUUCAAUUCGAAAGUAGAUAGUAAGAUUCUUUUGUCGAAGAUCUGUUUCAUGAGAAGUUCGAGGUGCGAAAGGUCGAGAAUCCGAUUAUCGACGAAAUCCGUGCAGAUGGAACCAGUUCAGUCUCAAAACGUCGAUGUUGGAAGAAGAUCCAAAUCUCUUGAGGGGGUGAAAUUGUAUGUUGGAUUGCCAUUAGAUGCAGUUUCUCCCUGCAAUGCAGGUAACCAUUCAAGGGCAAUUGCAGCUGGCCUUAAGGCUUUGAAACUGCUUGGCGUAGAAGGUGUCGAGCUUCCGGUGUGGUGGGGAAUUGUCGAGAACGAAACCAUGGGGAAAUAUGAAUGGUCCGGCUAUCUCGCCCUUGCGGAGAUGGUUCGAAAUGCAGAUCUCAAACUACAUGUUUCAUUCUGCUUCCAUGCAUCUAACCAACCAAGAAUUCCUCUUCCUGAAUGGGUCUCGAAGAUCGGUGAAUCCGAACCUAACGUUUACUUCACCGAUCGUUGCAGGCAGCAAUACAAAGAUUGUCUAUCACUCUCUGUUGAUAACCUUCCUGUCCUGAAUGGGAAGACUCCGAUCCAAGUUUACCGUGAAUUUUGUGAGAGCUUCAAGUCUUCAUUCUCAAAAUUCUUCGACUGUACAAUCUCAGGUAUCUCCAUGAGUCUUGGACCCGAUGGCGAGCUUCGAUAUCCUUCCCAGCGACAACUAGAGUCACAUGGAGUCGGAGAAUUUCAGUGCUAUGAUGAAAACAUGCUUAGCAUUCUUAAGCAACACGCCGAAGCAAGCGGGAAUCCUUUAUAUGGACUUGGAGGUCCUCACGAUGCUCCGAGUUAUAACGAAACGCCAAACUCGAACAAUUUCUUCAAAGAUCUUGAUGGUUCUUGGGAGUCUCACUAUGGUGAUUUCUUCCUUUCCUGGUAUUCUGCCGAGCUAAUUGCCCAUGGCGAUCGCCUUCUCUCUCUCGCCUCCUCCGUCUUUCGCAACACGAAAGCAAGCAUUCAUGGGAAGGUUCCAUUGAUGCAUUCUUGGUACAAAACUAGAUCACACCCCAGUGAAUUAACAGCCGGCUACUACAAUACUUCCAACAGAGAUGGAUACGAGGCUGUCGCCGAAAUGUUUGCCAGGAACUCGAGCAAAAUGAUCUUACCUGGAAUGGACCUAUCAGAUCAACUUCAUCCUCAAGAAUUGCUAUCAAGCCCCGAGUCCUUAAUAGCACAAAUCAAGUCAGCUAGCAGAAAGCACGGCGUAAUAUUGUCGGGACAAAACUCAUCCAAUUCGGAAGCUCCGAGGAACUUCGAUCGGAUAAAGAAGAAUUUGGAAGGGGAGAGUGUGGAAUUGUUCACAUACCAGAGAAUGGGAGCUUACUUCUUCUCCCCAGAGCACUUCCCGUCGUUUGCUGAAUUCGUUCGAAGUGUUCAUCAACUCGAACUGCAUUCAGAUGAUCUUCCCAUCGACGGGGAAGAAGAAGACACCGCCGAGACGCCAUGUGCCAGUCCCGUGUCCGAAGCACAGAUGCAAGCGGCUUAACGGAGGUCGGAGUAUCAUAGUAAUGUAAAUAUGGAGCGCGUCGGUAAGAUCAUUGAUUAGAAACUGCCUUCUAAAAUAAUGAGAUAUUGUUAAGCCAUUUCAUGUUCGAUAUUGAGUAGCAAAAGGUGUGAAUAAGGUGAGUUCAAGGCUUGAGAAUAGUAUUUUAGAUUGAGGAUUUAUAUAUUAAACGUCCUCCAGAGAGCAGCUCUGUAUAUGCUUUAUAAGAUUCUGGUCUGGUUUGAAGCAAGAAAUACUUCAAGAUUAUCAUAGUUUCGUAUGUAAAAUUUCAGUGAUUUAAAUAAUUUCUUUUGAUUUA
Cucurbita pepo subsp. pepo (vegetable marrow) is the source of this 2118-nucleotide messenger RNA. RefSeq names its product inactive beta-amylase 9. The record is from RefSeq and is a predicted model, not a curated record. Gene Ontology annotation, molecular function: beta-amylase activity. Gene Ontology annotation, biological process: polysaccharide catabolic process. NCBI's taxonomy places the organism in Eukaryota, Viridiplantae, Streptophyta, Magnoliopsida, Cucurbitales, Cucurbitaceae.